CAACCGUCGCCCCUCGGAGGCAGGGCUCGUUCGGCUUCUGUCGCGGCAGAGGCGGCCGGCGGGGAGCCGGGGCCGCCGGCGGCCCGAUGAAGACCCGGCGGGGCCGGCCUUCCCGCUGGCUAUGAGCCGCCCUCGCUAGGAGCGGCGCGAAGCGGCGCCUCCGGCGGGGCAGGAUGACCCACAUGCUGCAUGCGGCGGCCCGGCGGGUGCAAUGGAGCAGGGCGAGCGCCGCGAAGAGGGCUGCGUGCCUGCUGGCUGCGGCGUACGGGCUCAGAAUCCUCUAUCCCAUCAUCCGCAGGCGCGUGAAGCGGGCGGGCUGCAAGGGCGGCCCGCAGGACGCCGGCCGGGCUGAAGGGGGCCGGGAGGCGCCGCGCCGCCCCGGCAGCCGCGGCAGAGCCUCCCCGGCCGCGAACGCGGAAUUUUUCAAGCAGCUGCUGGAACUUCGCAAGCUCUUCUUCCCGAAGCUGGUGAGCGCCGAGCUGGGCUUGCUCUGCCUCCACUCGGUCGCCCUGGUUUCCAGGACCUUCCUCUCCAUCUAUGUGGCCGCCCUCGAUGGGAAGAUCGUGAAAAGCAUCGUGGAAAAAAAGCCCAGGAGCUUUGUCUGCAAAUUAAUCAAGUGGCUGAUGAUUGCGAUCCCGGCCACUUUUGUGAACAGCACCAUUCGGUACCUGGAGUGCAAGCUGGCCCUCGCCUUCCGCACGCGCCUGGUGGAUCACGCUUAUGAGACCUACUUUGCCAACCAGACUUACUACAGGGUGAUCAGCAUGGACGGGCGGCUGGCCAACCCCGACCAGUCCCUCACCGAGGACAUCAUGAUGUUCUCACAGUCCGUGGCGCAUCUCUACUCCAACCUCACCAAGCCCAUCCUGGAUGUUGUGCUCACCUCCUACACCCUCAUCCGCACGGCGCGGUCCCGGGGCGCUAACCCCAUCGGGCCCACAGUCCUGGCCGGGCUCGUCGUCUACGCUACGGCCCGCGUGCUCAAAGCCUGCUCGCCCAAGUUUGGCAAGCUGGUGGCUGAGGAGGCUCACAAGAAGGGCUAUCUGCGCUUCAUGCAUUCACGCAUCAUUGCCAAUGUGGAAGAGAUCGCCUUUUACCGAGGACACAAGGUAGAAAUGAAACAACUGCAAAAAAGCUACAAGGCUUUGGCAGAUCAAAUGAAUCUCAUUUUGUCCAAACGUUUAUGGUACAUCAUGAUAGAGCAGUUCCUGAUGAAGUAUGUCUGGAGUAGCUGUGGUAUGAUUAUGGUCGCUGUGCCCAUCAUCACCGCAACGGGAUUUGCAGAUGAAUUGGAAGAUGGCCAGAAACAGGCAAUGGUUAGUGAAAGAACAGAAGCUUUUACUACAUCACGAAACUUGCUGAUUUCUGGAGCAGAUGCUAUUGAAAGGAUUAUGUCUUCAUACAAAGAGGUUACUGAGCUAGCAGGCUACACUGCCCGUGUCUACAACAUGUUUUCAGUCUUUGAUGAGGUGAAGAGAGGCAUUUACAAAAGAACUGCAGUUAUUCAAGGGUCUGAAAACAACAGCAAGAAUGAAGAUAAAGCAGAAUUACACAUCAAUGGGCCCUUAGAAAUCAAAGGGAAAGUUAUUGAUGUUGAUCAUGGAAUUAUUUGUGAAAAUGUUCCUAUUAUUACUCCAAAUGGCGAUGUGGUGGUUUCCGGACUAAACUUCAAAGUGCAGGAGGGGAUGCAUCUUUUAAUCACUGGGCCCAACGGCUGUGGAAAGAGUUCGCUCUUCAGAAUUUUAAGUGGUUUGUGGCCUGUGUAUGAAGGAGUUCUCUACAAACCCCCUCCACAGCACAUGUUUUAUAUACCACAAAGGCCCUACAUGUCCAUUGGAACGCUACGUGAUCAAGUCAUCUAUCCAGACUCAGUGGAUGACAUGCACGAGAAAGGCUACCAAGAUCAGGAUCUGGAGUGUAUCCUGCAUAUGGUUCAUCUGUACCACAUAGUUCAAAGAGAAGGAGGCUGGGAUGCUGUCAUGGAUUGGAAGGAUGUCUUAUCAGGAGGAGAAAAACAAAGGAUGGGCAUGGCUCGGAUGUUUUACCAUAAGCCAAAAUAUGCAUUGCUGGAUGAAUGCACGAGUGCUGUAAGCAUUGAUGUUGAAGGAAAGAUAUUCCAAGCUGCAGAAGCUGCUGGGAUAUCCCUGCUUUCUAUAACACACAGACCUUCUCUUUGGAAGUACCACACUCACUUGCUGCAGUUUGAUGGACAAGGCGGCUGGCGUUUCGAGCAGUUGGACACCACUAUCCGUUUAUCACUGAGUGAGGAGAAACAGAGACUGGAAUCCCAACUUGCAGGAAUUCCUAAGAUGCAGCAGAGACUGAAUGAACUGUGUAAAAUCUUGGGAGAAGACUCAGCGCUUAAAACAAUGGGCAAAGAGGAAUAAAUAAUUUAUGGUUUAUGUUUUUAAAAGUAUUUUUUUAGUUAAAAGCAUUACAAAUCCAGCCAUUAUCCUUUGCAUGCAUUGUGAUAGAGGCUUAGAACAUAGAGAAACACAGCCAGCAGAAAAUAAUACUCUGAAUGCUAUGUAAGACUUUAGCAUUUUAGUAUUAAGGAAGAAAAUGGUUGAACUGUGAAGAGAAAAUAAGCAAAUGCACAGAGUAUAAGAUUAGUCAUAGCAGCUUAUGUUAAUUCCUAAUGAAAGCCCAAUUCACUGCAAGAAAACUACCAACACACUUAGGUUUUGUAGGUGAAUUUUUGCCUGAGACUUGGCCUGCAGAAUGUGCUCUUGUACCAGGUCACUGUGUGCGUAUGAUAUGCCUGCUACGCAGAGCAAACCCGGCAUGAAACUCAGGCAUGGAGCACGGCAGAGGCAGCAUCUGAGUGAGUAUGCAGAUGCAUGCAAAAAUCUCAUUUGGGUAUAAGAAACAUUCUUUCAGCCCAUGUAAAACCAAACUCCUGUUCUACUACUGAAUUACAUACACACCUUUACCUGCAUUUCCAUAGGAAGGAGCGUAAUAGGCUGACCAGAAGACAACUGUCCGAGCAACCCACUGCCAUUGUGACAGAGAAGCAGGGAUAGAGCUAAAUAUGUAAUACACUUGUGCUGUACUUUAUGCCAUUAUGCAUAGCUUCAGAGGCUCUUUAGCCUUCAUGAUACAUCAGUUCCUUUGGGGGAUUAUUUAUGUCCCCUAUUUGGUAACCUCUGGUGGGAGGAUGGAGCACUGGGCCCAGCAUUACCCAGCUGGUGUCUAUCUCCGACCCAGUUCCUCCAUUGGUAAAACCACAAUAUAGACACUUGUUUGUUCCACGAGACACUCUGUGACGAGAAGGAUUGUAGGAGAGGAAAAUACCGGUUUCUAACAAUACACUGAAUUCUCAGGCAUGGCUGUCCUGCCAGUUAAAAUGCUCAGCACUUAUAAAGGUCUGUGAAAAGUUAGAGCAUUUUAUAACCACUAAUUAAUAUGCCUGCCAUAUUUUGCUAGAGUAGCUGAACACUGCCCUCCCUGUGAGCAAACGCACCAGUUAACAGCUUUUCUUUCAGAUGCACUCACUGAUUGUCCCAUCUGCUUUUCAGUUCAGUAGGAGCCUGGUCCCCAGUCAGUCAGAAGGUGCUUUAAACAGAAGCCCCUAAGACAGUGCUGGCCUGAGUGCCUUGCAGGAGGCAAAAGCUGGUGAAUUAGAAAUAAAGAUGUGAAUGAAUUUAACAGUUCCUAAUCUGUUCUCCCUGGCUGCAAGUGCACGGCAAAUGGGCAGCUUGGGAGUGAAGAUCAGGAGGGGUAAGAGGCUUUGCAGAUGGGUAAAUGAGCCUUAGCCGAGAUGUGGCAAUCCUGAAGUUUGUUGGUUCUUUUUUUCCUAGAAGUGUGAUUCCUUAGAAAAUUUCUGUCUGGUGUGCUUAGUCUGAGAGGGGCAAUGCAUAAGCUGUUAAGAACUGUUAAGAGAGGAGAAAUAUUUUGGGUGUAUUUGCUGAGCUGGGAAUGUUUGAGCACCCUGAAGUUAAUAUAAACUGUUUCAUUUUUCCGAUCACUUCAAUAACAAGGGGAAGGUGAAUUAACUCCCUCUGCCAAAUCCCAGUCCAAUGCACUAACCAUUAGCCCAUCUUCCUUCUCACCGUGUGCUCGUCUUGCUGCUUGGUACAGCACUUGCACCAGAAAAUGGAGUAAGUCUGCUCCUUGCUCCUCCAGAGUCUGUGGCUUGAAUAUAACCCUGUAACUUGUCCUGGUGACAACAGUUUGUUCCUCUCAUUAGUUUUCUCUGUAGAGUCCCCUGGGACAUCUCACUGACACAGAAAGGAAUGCUUUUGGGAACCUUUGAAAGGGAUGAGAAAUUAAGGUUCAAGAUAAUAAGAUGUUGUGUUGUUAAGUGCAGACUGGAGGUCACUGCUGCGGUGGAUGACAUAUGCGUGCAUUUUCAUUUGCAAUGUCUCUGCUUGUCCCUCUCCCUGAAGGCUAGCUUUCCUCCUUCUCAUCUUCAAAGAAAAAUUCAGAACUGCUAAGGAAAAAAAGAAGUCAGCCAAGAAUCUGUUCUCGGUGAGCGUAAAUGAGAUGACUGAUGAUUUUAAAGGCUUGCACAUUUCUGAGUUAUGUUUCUCUAAGGUGGUGAUGAAUCAGGCACUCAUCGUAUGCAUGCCCUUGUCCCAGCUGCAGUGUCCUUCUGCUAGAGCAAAGCAGCCACAAAGCCAUCUUUCCACAAGCCUCUCCCAAGGCAGGAGCUGAGUUGGAGGAAGGGACAUUAGUGUUCCCCACCCCUCCGUUAAGCACUUUACCAUGUGGCUGGGAGCUAAACCAGGGUUGACCAGUCCCUGAAUGAGGAGGACACUGAAAAGUGCUGAACAAUUGGCCCAAUUCGGCACAGCUCCAGGUAUGGUCCUGCAUGCUCCCAGCCUCCCACCAAAGCUCUGCUGUGGCACUUGGGAGCCAUUAUGGGCAAGUGCAGCGCCUGAAAUCUGCUGUACCACCUCGCAGAUACCAAAGCUGGCCUUCCCUCACGGCACAACAGAGACACAUCUUCUAAGGAAAUCGUGUUUAGAAGAAAGAAGCUUGUUUGCUGGUUUUUAAAUGACAUUAUGCAUAAAACAUACAAAAGAUACAUACAUUACUGAUUAAAUUUUAAUGAAAACUGAAAUCGCUCCAGGAUCAAUAUAAUAGUAUUUUCCUUGAAGUUUGGUACAUAUUGGAUCCAGUAACAGACUUAAUCAUUUCCAUUCAGUAAUAUAGCAUAAAAUAUCCUAGCAUCUCAUUCAGCUGUUGACAUUCUCGUAGGCAUGACAAGAACAUUAGAGGCUGGUAUGAGAAGAAAACCUUCUCUAAAUAGGAACUUUCUAAGCAAUGCUGAGCCAGUUUUAGAAGGAUUUUCUGUACCAGGGCUCAUUAUUUUUAAAGUUAGUUUUGUGGCUGGAAGAGAAGCUGCCCUGGAGAUUUUCUCUGCAAACUUUCUGAGUUUUUCCAAGGGCUAACUGAGACGGGAGUCUCCGGUUCUGUUUCUGGAGAGUUUUGCCUCUGAUGUAAUACAGGGCACAAGCCAGCUCGCUUUUUAUGCUGCUUCAGACCCAGAUGGGAAAGCGAGAGCAUAAGUGCAUGCUUUCUGCUCAGGGAGACGCUGUUCUGGAGCCGAGGCACGAGGAGCACUUGGCCUUUGCAGUGCGAGAGGGUCAGAGGAGGGCAGGAUGCCUUGGUGGAAUCCUUUUUCGUGGUGCAGUGAGAGCUGCUCAUCAGUUUAUUCCAUUUCUGGCGUUCAGGAGCCGGGAGGCCAAGGAAGUGACUUUUUGGCCUUCCUUCUGCCUGUCAUAUCUGGCUGGAGCUAGCCAGAUCCAGCUCAUUGUGUCAUGGCAUCUAUGCAUUUAGGGCUGGAUACUGCAACGUGCUCAGUGCACUUAGCCUCCUGUGAGCACCCUCGCAGCCCCCAAGACUCAGGGCAGACUGGACUUGUCUGGGUCUGCAUCCUAGAGGAGUACAGGUGCUGAGCAAAAUUCACGCCAGUCUCAGGCAUGGAGUAACUGUACAAUAAAAAUAUGAAGUAUCCGCAUCAGUUCAUUCAGAGAAUGUUGGGAUGUUUUGCAAGAUCUUCAGAAUGGGAGGAAACGUUUUUUGUGCAUGGGAUUUCAGUAUUUUAAUGUAGGAGGAGUUUGUUUUUCACUUAGUUUUGGGACCAGACUCAUUCCUGUUUUAGACUUGGAAGCCCUCCUUCUGCAGGGGUUGAAAACCCCACAUAUCUUUUAGAGGAGUUUUUUGAAACCAGUGGGAUUUGUAUUUGAGUGAAGAAUGAAGGACUGGGAUAUUUUAGGGAAAAUUGCAAUAAAAAUUAUAUCCUAACGCAAAUGAACACAUCUACAGUCCCCUGAACAUGUCUGAAUGAUGAUAAUGCAUGCCAAAGUCAAGUUUAUGAGCCUGUGAUCAGAGAUUUCAAUCGUAUAUAGAAUUAAAUCCCCCUACUGAGCUGUUCAUGAAGCUUAAGAGAACCGAACUGCUAAUCGAAUGUGUCUUUGUUUUGUUUAUGUUUGAUAUUAAUGCCUUUUAAGAGCAGACAAUUUAUAAAGCAAUAAAUUAUGCUUUACAGUUGUAAUUUAUUUCAACCUCAAAUAAAACAUGUUGCAUUUA
Molecule: messenger RNA, 6537 nt
Organism: Aquila chrysaetos chrysaetos
Lineage: Eukaryota; Metazoa; Chordata; Aves; Accipitriformes; Accipitridae
Gene: ABCD2
Product: ATP binding cassette subfamily D member 2
Exons: 10
Coding region: 174-2387 (737 amino acids)
Biological process (GO): very long-chain fatty acid catabolic process; fatty acid beta-oxidation; peroxisome organization
Cellular component (GO): peroxisomal membrane
Molecular function (GO): long-chain fatty acid transmembrane transporter activity; ATP hydrolysis activity; ABC-type transporter activity
Source: RefSeq, a predicted model, not a curated record